Oldenlandia corymbosa var. corymbosa is the source of this 1038-nucleotide messenger RNA. The record is from the annotation of a GenBank genome assembly. Lineage: Eukaryota; Viridiplantae; Streptophyta; Magnoliopsida; Gentianales; Rubiaceae.
AUGGGGGAGGAAGUGGAAAACAAGCAAGUGAUUUUCAAGAAUUAUGUUACAGGGUUCCCAAAAGAAAGUGAUAUGGAAUUGAAGACAACCAGAAUUCAAUUGAAGCUCCCGGAGGAUUGUUCUUCAGGGGCUAUUUUGGUGAAAAACCUUUUCUUGUCCUGUGAUCCUUACAUGAGGUCCCGCAUGAGCAAGAUUGAAGGGCAUUACACUGAGUCCCUCACUCCUGGCUCUCCUGUGACAGGACUUGGAGUGGCUAGAGUUUUGGAUUCUUGUCAUCCAAAGUUUAAACAAGGAGAUCUUCUGUGGGGACUAACUGGAUGGGAAGAAUACAGCCUGAUUACUGCUCCAGACACUUGCUUCAGAAUUGAACCUACAGAUGUCCCUCUUUCUUACUAUACAGGAAUUCUUGGUAUGCCUGGCAUGACUGCUUAUGCUGGCUUUUAUGAGCUUUGCUCUCCAAAGAAGGGAGAGCGUGUAUAUAUUUCAGCUGCUUCUGGAGCUGUAGGCCAGCUUGUAGGACAGUUUGCAAAGCUGCUUGGUUGUUAUGUGGUUGGAAGUGCUGGAACCAAAGAAAAGGUUGACUUGCUGAAGAAUAAAUUUGGUUUUGAUGAAGCUUUCAACUACAAGGAAGAACCAGAUCUUGUUGCAGCUUUGAAAAGGUACUUCCCAGAUGGAAUCGACAUUUACUUUGAGAAUGUAGGAGGAAAGAUGCUAGACGCAGUACUUCUUAACAUGAGAGUUCAUGGUCGGAUUGCUGUAUGUGGUUUAAUAUCACAGUACAACCUUGAACAGCACGAGGGUGUUAAAAAUCUGUUCUGCCUCAUCACAAAACGUGUGCGAAUGGAAGGAUUUCUAGUGUUAGAUUACUAUCACCUCUAUCCGAAAUUCCUUGAAAUGGUUCUCCCUCAAAUUAAAGAAGGCAAAAUUACGUAUGUGGAAGACAUAGUUGAAGGCCUUGAUAAAGCUCCAGCUGCAUUAAUCGGUCUUUUCUCCGGCAAGAAUGUUGGGAAGCAGGUGGUUGUUGUUGCUCAUGAAUGA